Molecule: messenger RNA, 2812 nt
Organism: Nothoprocta perdicaria
Lineage: Eukaryota; Metazoa; Chordata; Aves; Tinamiformes; Tinamidae
Gene: LRRC58
Product: leucine rich repeat containing 58
Exons: 6
Coding region: 1-1080 (359 amino acids)
Molecular function (GO): protein binding
Source: RefSeq, a predicted model, not a curated record
AUGUGCUGGCUGAUCCGUCUGCCCUCCUGUGCCCAGACCCUACACACGCGCGACAAGCGGGAGCUGCCGUGGCUGUCGCUGCGCGGCUGUCGCAGGGCGCGGCGGCUGGUGCUGUCGCCGCGGCGGCUGGCGGGCCCGCUGCCCGCCGGCCUCGCGCAGUGGUUCCCGGCGCUCGAGGAGCUGGACGUGAGUGGCACGGGGCUGGCGGAGCUGGGCGCCGAGCUGCUGGCGCUGCCGCGCCUCCGCACGCUGCUCGCCAAGAACAACCGGCUCGGCGGGCCCGGCUCGCUGCCCAAGGGGCUCGCGCAGGCCCCGCUCGGCCGCUCCCUGCGCGUCCUCAACCUGAGCGGCAACCGCUUCGCCGAGGUGCCGCCCGCGCUGCUCGGCCUGCGCGGCCUGCAGAGCCUCAGCCUCGGCGGCAACCGCCUGCACGGCAUCCCGCCCGACAUCCAGGAGCUGCGCAGCUUAGAGUUUCUGUACCUUGGAGGGAAUUUCAUCACUUCCAUUCCACCCGAGUUAGCAAACCUGCCUUCCCUAAGCUAUCUCGUUUUGUGUGACAACAAGAUCCAGAGCAUUCCACCUCAGCUGGCCCAGCUGCAUUCCCUGCGCUCCCUCAGCCUGCACAACAACCUGCUGACGUACCUGCCUCGCGAGAUUCUCAACCUGGUGCACCUGGAGGAGCUGAGCCUGCGGGGGAACCCGCUCGUGGUGCGCUUCGUGCGCGACCUCACCUACAACCCGCCAAGCCUCCAGGAGCUGGCAGGACGCACCAUUAAGACGCGCAAUGUGCCCUACGCUCCCAGCGACCUCCCGGAGAACCUGGUCCGGUACCUGAGCUUGGCCAGCAACUGCCCCAAUCCGAAGUGUGGGGGUGUCUACUUCGACAGCUGCGUCAGACAAAUCAAGUUUGUCGACUUCUGUGGGAAGUAUCGACUCCCUUUGAUGCACUACCUGUGCUCCCCGGAGUGCUCCUCUCCCUGCAGCUCUGCCUCCCAGAGCUCCACUUCCCAGAGCGAGUCCGACUCCGAGGACGAAGCCAGCGUUGCUGCGCGCCGGAUGCAGAAAGUCCUCCUGGGAUAAAAGGGACCGAGAGGGAAAGACUGGAUGGAAAACACUAGAAAGGCAAUGAGGGAACUGCGAAGCACGAGCCUCUGGCCCGAGGGGCUCGCAAGAAACUGUCCCCAAGUCCACGUCAGGGCACGUAAGAACAUCCUAGCGAGGCUCGACUUGCUUGGUGCGAGGCUACUUAGGAGAACUACGUGGGUGCCAUAGUGCCUGCAGGGUGCCUGGUUCGCUAGGAAGCUCUGCUGCCUGAGAGGUCCCCCUCUCGCCUACUGGCCAGCGGGAUCUUCCUCCGACGGGCGCGUUCUGAGGAGGGGUUAAUAUUUGGCACUUCCCUGGACCGUAGUCAUCCUGCCGAGCAAAGGCGGCUUUGCCCAGGGCUUGUAACACUGGCAAAUCAGGAAAAGGUUAAUGAUGCUAUGUGGGUGUAUGUGGAUCCCAAUGUUUUGUAUUGUGUUUUGAUUCUUUUCUGCCUCCUUUUGAUUUUAGUUACAGAUUUUUCCACCCAUUCAUGACAACUUUUGGAUCAGGAGUCGAUUUUUCGCAAACGUUCUUCUGUUGCCUACAGGCACAGGAUCUUUGCACUUUUGUAGCCUUCACAGCCCUACAACCGAGUUGCCUUUUUUUCUUCCUCAUGAUACCAAGCUGCUCGUGGAAUCCAGUUAAGAGGAAACACUUUGUUUUUCCCUUCCCCCAUGCCCCCCUUCCCAUUACACCCGGAGAGCUUUACAGGGCCUCAGCAGCAGACACAUUCCCUGGAGGCUUGGGGUGGGUUGGGAUCUGUGGCCAUGUGUGCCUGUGCUAGGGACCAAACGCCAUGUUCUGUGUGUGCCUUCCACCUCUGAGCUUGCUGGGGCAGAUCUGCUCUCCACAGUGACCUGCAGGAUGGACCUUUCCAGUGGUGAAACCCCCGCAUGAGCCCUGCGACGCUCGGGACAGUUGUUCUGUUCUGUCCUCAAGUUGCUGCCCACUUUAAGCAGAUGAAGGUGGUGAGUUAAAAGUACGAGGGGAAGCAGUGUGGAGAAUGCUGCUUUUCUUUCUUUCUGCUAACUUGAGAAGAAAAGCCCGUGGGAGGAAAGUAAGGGCACGUUUUCUGGGUAGCUCUGCCAUACGUUCGUUUUGAGGCCUCUCUAUAGGUUUGCAUUUGCCUCUGUUCUAAAAGCUCAGGCAGUCUGCCAGGCUGCUCAGGUAACACAGCCAGCCAUUUGAGACUAUGUUUAAAGGAAAGCUGUAGAAAAUAGCUCAAUUUUAGAUAUUAAGAAAUAAAUUUAAAGAAAAUACGACAUUGACAGGUGUUUGUAAAUCUGCUUGUGGGGCUGGUGUGUGUUUUGCUCGAUCAGGGCUGCCUCUUUAUUGAUAUUUCGCAGCAGACAGCCCUUCUGAUGCAGUUUGAGAUGCUACAAAUCCAACUGUGCACGCAGUUGCAUGAGCACAGUGAAUACUGACAGUGGUAGGAAUCUAAAUGAACUAGUAUGGGGGUUUUGGACACACUUUGGGAGGGAAAGUGCCCUCUCCUGCGUUCAGGAAACACACACAGCCGCUGGAAUAUUUUACAGAGCUUUGUAUUAAUGGUUCUUUUUAAUUAUGCUUGACACUUUAUUAAAGCACUUUGAUAAUUUUACUCUUCGUAGCAAACAUUAGUGAUUUUUUUUUCUUUUAAUUGCAUUUUCUUUUAAUGUGACCUGCAGAACAAGGCCUGUGAAAUUGCGUACGUGCCAGUCUGCCUUGGUGGGCAGGUUGAACUUCUUGC